AUGCGUGGCAAGUACGAGCCGAUACUGAAUUCACUUAUCCAUGCCAAGAAAGUCGGAGGACAGAAUGGUACCCAGGUAUUUAAUAUUUUCACUGCCAGGUACAAUCUCAUCAAAGAGAACUUCAUGGCUACUUGGGAGGAGAUCAAAACCUUGGCCGCUGACCUGCGUCGAGUGCAGUUGGGAGGAAAUGAGAAGCGACUUUCGAAGAGGAAUUGCAUCGAAUUAAUUUCCAAGCUAAUCGAAUCAGGUCUCAUCGACUUGGUUACGACCAGCGAUGGUAAAGAAUACAUUACCCACGAUUACCUCGUCACUCUCAUUAAAAAUGAAAUUAUUGCCAAUGGAGGGAGAGUAUCACUUUCCGAUAUUCAUCUGGCACUUGGCGUUCAAUAUCAACAAAUAGAAGAUCACGCAGAUCUUCUGCUGAAAAGCGACGACGAUAUCACAAUCUGUCUCGGACAGCUUAUCACUAAGGAGUACCUUAAAAACUUGUGUCGUGAGGUGGACUCACUGCUUCAAAACGAGGGAAGGGUUUCGAUAUCAAACUUAUCAAAGCGGUAUGAGCUUCCGGUCGACUUCCUUAAAAACGAAAUCCAUCAGCAGAUUCCGUUGAUCGUUCAUGCCAUCAUUGACCCUGCUGACCCAUGCGUCUUGUACACUGAGAGUUUCGUGAAUACUCAAGCUGCCAUCAUCAGAGGUGCUCUCUGCGGAAUUACGAGGUAAGU
This is a messenger RNA of Soboliphyme baturini, 722 nucleotides long. The record is from the annotation of a GenBank genome assembly. Lineage: Eukaryota; Metazoa; Nematoda; Enoplea; Dioctophymatida; Soboliphymatidae.